GAUGUCACUUCGGCUGUGGAAAGCACAACUGGUAGUGCCACAAGCACAGUUGAAGCUACAACGUUACCUGGUGAGACAACUGCAGCUGAGAUAGCAACAACCUCUAGUCUCACCACUGAUGUUGAUAUAACAUCUGCUGUGGAAGCAAGUACAGUUGGAGUUUCUUUAACAUCAGAGACAGCCACUGCAGAGAUUCUCACAACAGCUGGUGUAAGUACAAAUGCUGUGACCAUAUCUCUUCCUGAAACGACUGUUGCUGAUAUCACUACAACUGUAAAGAGUACAACUGCAGCUGAAGCUUUUUCCUUGGCUACCCAAACCACUCAAGCUGAGGUUUCUACAACUUCUGGUAUCACCACUGGUGGUCAACCAACUGCCGAGAUGACUAUUUUCGAUGACACGACAGCUAUGGAAAGCACAACUAGUAGUGCCACAAGCAAAGCUGAAGCUACAAGUACAGUUGUUCAGACCACAGUAUCUGGAGUAACUACCUCUCCUGGUGUUACCACUGGUGCUAUCAUCACAUCUACCGAGACAAGUACUGUAGAUUCAGAGACAGCUACAUCAGCUGGUACAUCAACAGUAGCCGAGACAAGUUCUGAGGAUAAAGUUACUACAGUUGGUGCCUCAACUGUGAUUGGGAGUACCAUAACAGUACAGUCUACUGUUGAGGAAGGUACUAUCACACCUCCUAUAACAACUUCAGCAGGUGUAACUACUAUUUCAUCUUCGACAACAACUCCAGAAGUAGCAGUAACAGUAACAGCAGCAACUGAUUCUGAGACAACUGCUUCAAAUGAAACUACAUCUGCCGUAACCACCGUUGCAGCCCAAAACAUUACUACAGUAGAAACAACAACUAUUGUGCCUGAAAUAAUCACUGAAGCUGCUAUCACAACAGUUGACUUUAGUUCACCUUUGCAAAAAACUAGUAAGGCCAUUACUGGAACGCAGGUUUCAAGAACAAAUGCACCUGAAAUUACCACUGGUAUAGAGGCAACUACUUCAGGUUACACCAUCUCUGGUACUCAGAUUUCAACCAUUGAAGUAGCCACAAAAGGAUUGACUGAGACCACAGCUGCUUCUUUAUUAACAACGACAGCUCCCCAGACAAAAGCUGAUCAAACCACAAGCGCUGAGGCAACUACUAUGACUGAAAGCACCACUGUUGCUGAGACAACUAUUGCAGAUGUAACGACUACUGAAGUGCAAAAAACCACCGUGGAGGUAACCACUGUCAGCGAAGUAACUGCUCUGCCCGAGUCCACAACUCCAGCACAGACAACAUUAGAUGCUGACACUACAGCUGUUGCUGUGACAACAAUGACAAAGGGAACUACCACGCCAGGCCAGACUAGCAGUGCAGAGACAACCACUCCAGUUGUGACUACACUUGUGGAAACUACUAUUGCUGGAGAUACGACCACAGAGCAGGGAAUAACCACAGCUGCGCAGACAUCAGCUGGUGUGAGCACAUCUCUUGGAAUAACCACUGGUACUGAGACUACUGUUGCAGAGAGCAGUACAGAUGCUUUAUCCACCAGAACAUCCCAGACAACUCCAGAGGUAGCCACAACCGGCACAAGUACGACCACAGAGCAGGGAAUUACCACAGCUGCACAGACAUCAGCUGGUGCGAGCACAUCCCUUGGAAUAACCACUGAUACUGAGACUACUGUUGCAGAGAGCAGUACAGAAGCUUUAUCCACCAGAACAUCCCUGACAACUCCAGAGGUAGCCACAACCGGCAGAAGUACCACUGGGGUUGAUACUACUGUUGAUGUCGAGACUACUACACAAGGUGUGGCUACAUCUGUAGAAACAACUGUCUCUGAAGGUAUCACAACCGAUGAGGUAACAACUACAGCUCCUCAGACAUCAGCUGCUAUCAGCACAUCUACCAAGACAGCUGAUGCGGGUGCUGAGACAACUGCAGCAGCUGAGGCACAGACAUCCUCUGUUUAG
Patiria miniata (bat star) is the source of this 1965-nucleotide messenger RNA. RefSeq names its product mucin-19-like. The transcript is spliced from 5 exons. The coding region runs from base 382 to 1965 and encodes 527 amino acids. NCBI's taxonomy places the organism in Eukaryota, Metazoa, Echinodermata, Asteroidea, Valvatida, Asterinidae. The record is from RefSeq and is a predicted model, not a curated record.